Tympanuchus pallidicinctus (lesser prairie-chicken) is the source of this 5503-nucleotide messenger RNA. It is a transcript of the gene KIF5B, whose product is annotated as kinesin family member 5B. Bases 71 to 2968 code for a protein of 965 amino acids. The record is from RefSeq and is a predicted model, not a curated record. Lineage: Eukaryota; Metazoa; Chordata; Aves; Galliformes; Phasianidae. Gene Ontology annotation, molecular function: microtubule binding; ATP binding; microtubule motor activity. The transcript has 26 exons. Gene Ontology annotation, biological process: microtubule-based movement.
UGACGGAGCCGCGGAGCGGGCGGUGGCGGAGCUGAGCUGAGCGCCCCGCGGGCGGCGGCGGCGGCCUAAGAUGGCGGACCCGGCGGAGUGUAACAUCAAAGUGAUGUGUCGCUUCAGGCCCCUCAACGAGUCCGAGGUGACCCGCGGCGACAAGUACGUCGCCAAGUUCCAGGGCGAGGACACCGUCGUCAUCGCGUCCAAGCCAUAUAUAUUUGACCGUGUAUUCCAGUCAAACACAUCCCAGGAGCAAGUGUACAAUGAUUGUGCUAAAAAGAUUGUCAAAGAUGUACUUGAGGGAUACAAUGGUACAAUAUUUGCUUACGGGCAGACAUCAUCUGGAAAGACACACACUAUGGAAGGGAAGCUUCACGACCCAGAUGGAAUGGGGAUUAUUCCAAGAAUAGUACAAGAUAUCUUUAAUUAUAUUUACUCUAUGGAUGAGAAUCUUGAGUUUCAUAUUAAGGUGUCAUAUUUUGAAAUAUACUUGGAUAAAAUAAGGGACCUUUUGGAUGUUUCAAAGACCAAUCUUUCUGUUCAUGAAGACAAAAAUAGAGUUCCCUAUGUAAAGGGUUGCACAGAACGUUUUGUAUGUAGUCCAGAAGAAGUUAUGGAUACUAUAGAUGAAGGAAAAUCGAACCGACAUGUAGCAGUUACAAAUAUGAAUGAACACAGCUCUCGGAGUCAUAGUAUUUUUCUUAUUAAUGUAAAGCAAGAGAAUACUCAAACAGAACAGAAACUAAGUGGAAAACUCUAUCUUGUGGACUUGGCAGGUAGUGAAAAGGUUAGCAAAACUGGAGCAGAAGGUGCUGUGCUGGAUGAGGCUAAGAACAUCAACAAGUCUUUGUCUGCUCUUGGAAAUGUCAUCUCAGCUUUGGCUGAAAGCAGUACUUAUGUUCCAUAUCGUGAUAGCAAAAUGACCAGAAUCCUUCAAGAUUCACUAGGAGGUAACUGUAGAACCACUAUUGUCAUUUGCUGCUCUCCAUCUUCAUACAAUGAAUCUGAAACAAAAUCUACUCUUCUCUUUGGCCAAAGAGCAAAGACCAUUAAGAACACAGUCUGUGUCAAUGUGGAGCUCACUGCAGAACAGUGGAAGAAAAAGUAUGAGAAAGAAAAAGAGAAAAACAAGACGCUGCGUAACACCAUACAGUGGCUGGAGAAUGAACUCAACAGAUGGCGGAAUGGGGAGACUGUACCUGUUGAUGAGCAGUUUGACAAGGAGAAGGCCAACUUAGAAGCUUUUGCAGUGGACAAGGAUAUUACUGUUAUUAAUGAUACUCCAGCUACCACGAUUGGAGUAACUGGCAAUUUCACUGAUGCUGAGAGAAGAAAAUGUGAGGAAGAAAUUGCCAAAUUAUACAAGCAACUGGAUGACAAGGAUGAAGAAAUUAAUCAGCAGAGCCAACUGGUAGAAAAACUGAAAACACAAAUGUUGGAUCAGGAAGAGCUUCUAGCAUCAACUAGACGGGACCAAGACAAUCUGCAAGCUGAGCUGAAUCGCCUUCAGGCUGAAAAUGAUGCCUCUAAAGAGGAAGUGAAAGAAGUGCUACAAGCUCUUGAAGAGUUAGCUGUCAAUUACGAUCAGAAGUCUCAGGAAGUAGAAGAUAAGGCAAAGGAAUAUGAACUGCUUAGUGAUGAACUCAAUCAGAAAUCGGUCACUUUAGCUAGUAUAGAUGCAGAGCUUCAAAAACUUAAAGAAAUGACUAACCAUCAGAAGAAACGAGCAACAGAGAUGAUGGCCUCCUUACUAAAAGAUCUUGCAGAAAUAGGAAUUGCAGUCGGAAAUAAUGAUGUCAAGCCUGAGGGAACUGGCAUGAUAGAUGAAGAAUUCACAGUUGCAAGGCUGUACAUCAGCAAAAUGAAAUCGGAAGUAAAAACAAUGGUAAAACGAUGCAAACAGUUGGAGGGAACACAGGCUGAAAGCAAUAAGAAAAUGGAAGAGAACGAGAAGGAGUUGGCUGCCUGUCAACUCCGUAUCUCCCAGCACGAAGCCAAGAUCAAGUCAUUGACUGAGUAUCUUCAGAAUGUGGAGCAGAAAAAGAGGCAACUGGAAGAGUCUGUGGAUUCUCUUAAUGAGGAACUAGUUCAACUGCGUGCACAAGAAAAAGUCCAUGAGAUGGAGAAAGAGCACUUAAAUAAGGUUCAAACUGCAAAUGAAGUCAAGCAAGCUGUGGAACAGCAGAUUCAGAGCCAUCGUGAGACACAUCAGAAACAAAUCAGUAGCCUGCGAGAUGAAGUUGAUGCAAAGGAAAAACUUAUCACUGAACUCCAAGACCAAAAUCAGAAGAUGAUGCUUGAGCAGGAGCGUCUGAGAGUUGAGCAUGAGAAGUUAAAAGCAACCGAUCAGGAGAAAAGUAGAAAACUGCAUGAGCUUACGGUUAUGCAGGACAGACGGGAGCAAGCAAGGCAAGAUUUAAAGGGCUUGGAAGAGACUGUGGCUAAAGAACUUCAGACUCUCCACAAUCUUCGGAAGCUGUUUGUUCAGGAUCUGGCUACUAGAGUGAAAAAGAGUGCUGAGAUUGACUCGGAUGAUACAGGAGGCAGUGCUGCACAAAAACAGAAGAUUUCUUUCCUUGAGAAUAAUCUUGAACAGCUUACAAAAGUUCACAAGCAGCUGGUACGUGAUAACGCAGACCUUCGCUGUGAGCUUCCGAAACUGGAGAAGCGACUUAGGGCUACAGCUGAAAGAGUUAAAGCUUUGGAGUCUGCACUGAAGGAAGCCAAAGAGAAUGCGUCUCGUGAUCGCAAGCGGUAUCAGCAGGAAGUAGACCGUAUAAAGGAAGCUGUAAGAUCCAAAAAUAUGGCCAGACGAGGACAUUCUGCACAAAUUGCUAAGCCCAUCCGUCCUGGCCAACAUCCAGCAGCUUCUCCAACUCAUCCAAGUGCAAUUCGUGGGGGAGGUGCGUUCACUCAGAACAGCCAGCCAGUUGCACUGCGCGGAGGUGGAGGACGGCAGGACAAAGUUUGCUGAGAGGCUAAUGCAGCAUGAAGAGGAUUGGAUAUCGUGUAGAGGGAGUCAUUCCAUGACAAUAAUCUCUCCCUUUGGGGACUGUAGGAUUAUUUUUUGAAAAUGUAUAAAUUAUACCUGGCCUGUACAGCUCUUUUCCCUUCUACAAAUUCUGCUAACUAAUUCCCCCUUCCCCUCCAAACAAACAAACUAGAGUGCAAUUUUGGCGUCUUGAAAAAUGACAUGUUAGUUAAAGUGUAGCUCUGCUCAUUACACGGUUUGUCUUUCAUGUCUUAAAUUUAGUCUGCACUGUGCCAAGCUGAAUGUACAUUAAGAAAACCUUAGUUCAGAUUUUCUAGCUUCUUUUGUGUACAUUUAUUGUCUUAGGGAAUGUGCAACAGUGUUGAAGUAUAUUUCCAUUUCCAUCACUUCACAUAACACUACGUGUCCCACUGAACUAGAGCGGCACUGCGUAACAUUACGGUUUUCCUUUGGAAUGCUGCAUAGAGCAUUGGAACUAAACUUAUUUGUACAGCAUCAGAAUACUGAAGUGUGCUUACAACAACUGCCCUACGGCACCGCGAGCACUGCACCACAGAACUACAGGGUUCAGUAUGAACGAGGCUGUUCCACUGUUAUCUGAUUCGAUGCCCCUCUAUCGGGUGCUUUAGAAUUAAACACUGUACAGUACUAAGAGUAAACCGAAGUUUACAAAAAAGACUCUGGAAUGGAUUGUCUCAUCUGUCCUGUUCCUGAUUCUACACACAGUACAGUCUGGUGGAGUGAAAACAUUCUGCUUCAUUCUGAUGAGCUUGUUUAUCCAUUUGUCUCUAUCUGUGACGGUUCACUUUUGCUGUUUCAUAAUAGUGAAAUGAGCACCAUCUAAAAUGUAGCUCGAUAUUCCACUGCAUACACAGUACUGAACUUUGGGCUGAAAUUUUGACUUCCAGUUACAGUAAAUUUGAGCAGCGAUUUCAGAUAUGCCUGAUCGAGGAUAAGACUUCUUAAAGUGGAUGUAUCUGCAAGUCCCAGAGAUGCGUUUAAAAAUAAAAAUAAAGCACUACACUGAGUUGUACUUGUAAUCCGUUUGUGAGUAGGUAUAUGGAAUGUCCAAAGUAGUAGUUGUUGAAUCUUUUUUCUUCUCUUUGCAAUAAAGUCCUGUGAAGUGGCUAAUGAAAUGAAACAUGGGGUUUUUUGGUUGGUUUUUUGAGCUCUGAUAUUCCCACUGAGCUGAAUCUGGGUUUUAAACUCUUCUAGUGCAAUUUGCCUAACUUAUUCAUAGGGUUUAGCCACUAUAAUUCUUAGAACAGCUUCUGGAUAGUAAUUAGUUAUCAGGUCUUUUGAGGAAGAAGGAACUGAAUGUUACGGAAAGAAUUUGGAUGGCUCUCCAUGCCCGAUUAAUACCACUUUGGAGUUUUCUUGAUGGGUGUUCUGCAAUUAUUGUGGAGAAAGAGAUCUGUGGCUGUUCAGACAGCAGUUCAUGUUCAACUUUUAUAUAAUAAAUAGAGAAAAUAUUUAUAUUAUGAUGGAGUGCAGUCAGACUUUAGACCUUGAACCACUAGUUUUCUAUAUCUACAUUAGUCUGAGUUUUUAAUAGUUUGCUUUUGAAAGGCUGAGUGUAUCGGUCAGAAAUGUCACUUGUUUUGGAGUUUUCAGCUUUUAAGGCUUCUGUUGGUGAAGGCUGCCCAACGCUCCAGACUUGCUUGUUUCAGAGCGUGUUCAAACACAGCACACUGAGAAAAGGAACAGCAAACAGUUCACCUGAGUUUUCUCAUAAUGGAAACAGCACUGUCCGUCAUUUCUCUUUGCAUUAACUCCUUCAGUGCUCAGGCCUUCAUGUAUUGAUUUGCAAUCAUAAAAGCAAAACCCCUCUUUCUUGAAAAUGCAUUCAAAUGAAGCAGGAUUUUUUUUCUCGUGCCUGUGAAUGGGGGUUUCAUUUCUGUGGGUAAUCAUUGUGGGUUUUGGUGCUGAAAAUUGCUGUAUUUAAAAAAAUAAAUGGUAACUAAUCUGUAGCUCAGCGUACGUCACCUUUUUGUAUUUAAACUUUUUUAUUUUAAACCUUUUAUGGAGUUUACCAAGAACUGCCUCUUAAAAUGUAAAAAAGGAAAAACGGAACAAAAAACCUUUUUGUUUUCAGGUUUGGCUGUCAUAGGUCAGCUGGACGGGACAAUUACUGUUUUUUGUAAAUUUAAUCUUCAGUCUCUACAGGGAAUGUUCAGCACUGCUAGUUAAACUUGCAGUCUUUGAAUGGUUCUUAUUUUUUACGUUCCUCUAGGUCACAUUUUUUACAGGAUGGUUUAGGGUAGGAACUCGGUGAAAUAAUAUUUAUUUCAGGUGAAUGACUAAAUUAUUUGCAUAGCUUAAAUGCUGACUCACUGCUGUGUGUGAUUCUAAAUUUGACAUGAGAGGACAAUUCUGCCUGUGGACUAAGAUGAUUUAACUUCAGUACACUUGAGAUGCAUUAAAAUGAUUGAUUUGGGGAAGACGCCGUAUAGUUUUAAUUUACUUGCAUGCUGUAAAUGUAUUUGUGUUUAAAUAAAGAGAAGGAAAAUCUUUGAA